Chironomus riparius is the source of this 4443-nucleotide messenger RNA. The record is from the annotation of a GenBank genome assembly. NCBI's taxonomy places the organism in Eukaryota, Metazoa, Arthropoda, Insecta, Diptera, Chironomidae.
AUGGGAUCAUUUCAAAGUAAAUCAAAUAAUUUCCAAUCAAAAUAUCAACCGAUCAUCGAUUUAAUUGAAUCAGAACAUGAUUUACAUGUUUACCAUAAACUAAUGAAAAUCAACUUUAUUUCUAAAGAGCAACUAGAUGAAGUUGGCAUCAUACUCUAUGAAAAGGCAGUCUUCAAUCCUAAUUUAUCACUUAAAUGUGCUCAAUUUGUCAAGCAACUUGGACCUGAAACAGUUUUUGAAAAUGGUGAAAAAAUCAUUUUCCAUUCGAAUUUUGAUCGAUAUUUGAUGAACUUAAUUAAUUCGAUUAUUGAAAAUUAUGAUGACAGUAAAAUGACUGACUGUGCAGUUGAGCUUGGUAAGAACAUUGCAACAUUCAUUGGACAUUUGUUUGAUGUUGAAUUUCUGGACUUAAAAUUUCUAAUUGAAAUCGUAAAGGCAGCAAAGAGGAAAGAAACAAAAAAUAACGAAUUUUUCAUCAAAACUAUUUGGAAUGUUACAGAUAAAAAGUUGAAGGAUAUACAUGGAAUAACUUAUGAGAGUUUUAAUGAUAUAAUUACCGGAGGUUUUGAACUGAAUUUGAAAAAUACAAAACUUGAUCCAGAUUAUAAUUCAGCAGAUAGAUUUUGUUCUUACUUGAAGAAAAUUUUAUUUGCUGAACAUUAUAAAUUUUAUGAGCAUUUCGAAGAUUUUGCUAAUAUGCGAGAGGAUACUUUGAAAACUACAAUGACAACAUUUCUGGAAAAUGGUGUCGAAAACUCAGAAUUAACAAAGAUAUUUCGUGAUCUUGCAAUUGAAAUUUACAAUAUUCGGCCUAAUGAGACAAAAACAAAUUUGGUAAAUUUCUUUAAUGAACAUAUUGAUCUAUAUCAAUAUUAUAUGAGUAUAGAAAUUGAUGAAGGAAUGACAAAUAUAAAUAAUCUAGGAAUAUUGAUUGUUGAUUUCUAUAUCAUUGGACUAAUCAAUGAGGAUAUUAUCGAAAAGUUUUUGAACACCAUAGAAUGGUCAAGAAUGUCUAUAGAUAAAUUUAAUAAUUUUUUAAUUGAAGUGUUGACAAAAUAUCGAGGACCAUUUAUGCGAAGCUAUUUUGAACAUUCUAAAAAAUCUAUGACGAAUCUAAAAGCUCGGAAAAUCUUAAUUCCAGUUCUAGAAGAACUCAUCAGAUGCAGAGAACUGCAAAUGGAAAGAACAUUAAUGCAUUCAAAUGGUUGUGCCCGUACCGUUGCAAAUUUACCUGAUUUUUAUAUUUAUGCACUAAAGUGCCAAUCUUAUAAAGAAGCAUUUGAUACCAAAAAUCCUAAAAUUCAACCAGCUUUCAUUUGUAUGAAUCGACCAUCGUGUCAUUUUGCAUCAUUAAGAGGAAUUGAGAUCUUAAAACGACACAUUGGAAACAAAUUUUUUACACCAGAACGAAUCGAAAUUUGUGCAAAAAUGACUAAAACAUUUGCCAAAUUUCAAAUUAAUUCUAAUAUUGGCAAUAUGUUACAUUGGGAGAUGAAGACAUACAUGCCAUAUCACAAUGGAAAUACGAAGCCGACCAGAAAAUUCAAAAAUUUCUCAAGUCUUCUUGCAGCUUUCUACAAUGAAAAGUUCAUCAAUUGUAACUUGGUAAUCAGUUGGUUAUCAAAACAAUCAAAAGAAUCUGACGGUUAUCAUAUUAAGGAAAUUUAUAAAGAAUUUUACCAGACAGUUUCAAUGAAAUUAGAAAAGGAUAAUCAAUAUGCAUGGCAACUUUAUUCAAAUGAACUUGCACUUUCUGAAGAUAAACAAAAGAAUUUUGAUAGUUUUGAAAUUUUCAAAGAAAUUUGUUCAAGCUUCAAUUAUGAAGUUAAUAAUAUUGAUCUAAUGAAACUCAAAAUGAUUACAAUUCCUAAUGAAAAGUCAGCAAUGAAGCUUGCCUCAAAGCACCUCCUUAAUAUGUACUCAACUCAAACAAUAUCAAAAUCAGCUCUAGUUGAGAUCAUAUCUUUUCUAUUAACACCAGAAAUUGAUAAUAACUUACUUCAAUCUGUGUUCCUAGAUGUUUUGUGGACUACACUUGGAAAUAAAUGUGCUGUUUGUGAAGUAAUUGGUGAACCGUUUGAUAUAGCAAAAUCAGUAAUUGAUCUAAUUGAAACUUUAUGUGUCAAGGCUUUUAUCACUCAACAAGGACUUGCUACAUUGUUGCAUGUUAUAGCUGAGGUUUCAGAUCUGAAUCCAUAUCCAAUUCCAUCGUUGAUGAAUUACUUCAUUCAAAAAUUAUGUCAGUUCUUUGUUGGCUCUAAAGCAUUAGCAACUGAAGUUGAAAGAACCAUCAUCGACGUCAAAGGAAGAAUAAGAGAAUCACUGAAAGUCAAAUACAUCAACUCGAAAUUAAUCAACGAAAUAGUUGCGGAUUUGGAGAAUAUUUUAGAAAAAAGUCGACAAAAAAGCGAGCAAGAUAAAGGCGAAAAAUCAGUUGAAAUUUAUCAAGACUCUAUAAAGUCAAAUAGUCCUGAUUCAUCAUCAUCAAGUCCAGCUCAUGAAUUGGAAAAAAAUGAUGAAGUUAAAAAUCGGACAGACCAAAAUGAUUCAAAAGAUUUGACCGAUUCAAUUGACGAAAAUGAAAAUGUUCAAAAUUCAACUAAUUCAACUGAUCCAUCCAUGUCCGAAACACCAACCAACUCGAGUGAACCAUCUGCAUCUACAGCAAUGAUUGAGGAGAAAACAGCACUUCAAAAGGAACCAGAAACGCAAAACAAUUUAACAGAUCCACAAUCGACAUCAACCCAAUCUAAAAUCACCCAAGAAGACAUCAAAGACUAUCAAGAUUACUGCAACUACUUCGACAACAUUGAACCAAAAACUUCAGACGAUGAUAAAUUCUUCUUCGAUUCAGUUUUAAUCUCAACAAUCAGAAUCACAGAGAAAGAACAAGUCAUUAAUCUUGUCAAGAAAUUUAUCAAACGAGUUCAAGCUGGUCAAUCAACAAUCAUCUUUUUCAUCCAAAAUGUCCAAAAAAUUGGAAAUGCUAUUCAAAAUAUUUUCAAGCUACAGAAACAAAAAGUUUCAUUCCAAAAACUGCUGAUUGAUGAAAUAUUCUUGAAAUUUGAGAAUCAGGAACGAUUGUUGGAAUUUAUGUGUGAACUUUACAAUAAUAGCUUCGUCAAUAAGACAGCAAUGAUCGCAUUUGUGGACAAGUUUAAAUCACAAAGUCCUGAAAAUAUUAUUUUAAUGCACAAAUUUGUAAAAACAUGUGCAAUUCGUCUGUCAAGUCAAGGUGAUAAGGAACAACUGAUGCAGAUUAGGACAAUUGCAAGAACAGUCAAGAAUCUGCCAAAUUAUGAUGAAGAUUUGAAAUAUCAAGCACAAGAUUUAGCAAAUUCAAUUAAUUCAUUAAUUCAGUUGCUUGACAAUGCACAGAAUAAGCCACAAAUCUUGACUGAAUCACCAGAAAAACUUAUUGAAGAUCUAAUGAAAAAUGUGCUUAAACAUCCACAAAUUUAUGUGAAAACAGCAUGCAGACUUGAUGGAAAAAUGAAGGACUUGCUGAUUCACAAUAUUGAAAAAAUUAUCAAGGAAGUUCCAAAAUUUGUCAUCAAACCUGAUGAGUUUAUGAAUUUAUUAGAAUUUAUUGCUGAACUGUACAAUUUGGACUUCCUUAAACAUGAAUUUUUGUCAUGGACAAUUGAAAUUUUCCUGCAGUCAUCAACAAAUGAGAUUUGUAGUCAGUCAAUUGAAUUUUUAUUCAUGAAAUGUGGACAAAAGAUGGAAAAUGAGAAUAAGCACAAGCUUGAUAUUUAUAUGAAAUAUUUUGAUGCAGUUUUGGCACAAGACAUUAAGAAUAUUCAAUCAGAAUGUUUCAAAAGAAUCCAAAAAUUAAAAAAUCGGAAAUGGAAAAUUUUAAACAUUCCUGAAAAUUUCUAUGAAGACUUUUUGAUGCUGUUCAGCAUGAACGAUGCAAAUGUUGUGGAACUUUUGGACAUUUUUAAAGUUGAUGAAGAAGAAAUUGACAAAUUUAUUCAAAUUUUAUGGAAAAUCAUCCUCAAAGAUCAACCACAUCCAACUUAUUCAAUUUUAUGCCUGGAAAUUUCAAAAUCUUGCAAAAACUUUGGAGCAAAAUUGACAGCUUUCCUUACAGCACGUUGUAUAACUUUCAUUGGAUUAAAUUCAGACAUGUUUAAUGAAAAUGUCAAGGAACGACUAGGAAAAGUCAUGACUUUUGUUGCUGAUAUUUAUAAUAAUAAUUUAGUAUCUGAUCAAGUCCUUGAAGCGUUUUUGGACUCAAAGUUGACAUCAAAAUUGCCAUCAGAAUUUGUAACAAGAAUAUUCAGCAUAUUGAGCAAAUGUCAACGAUUGAAUGAGUCAAGAAAUGUCAGAUUAAAGACCUUGGUUAAAGAUUUCGAUAACAUUUAUCAUCAAGGAGUUAGUGCUCAAAUGGAAUCAAUUAUUAACGGGCUGAAAAGCAUUGAAACGAAUAUUAAUUAA